AUGGCGAAAACCGAAGAUGACGUCUACAAACCAGACAUCACGAUUUCGAUCAAAGACAAAAAGGUUCCCGGUGGAGUGUUCUGGAAUAGACAAGAAAAACGACAAUGGGCCAUGGCACUAUUUGCCGGGACGUCUAUGUUGUACGCCUCUCGUACAAUCAUGCCAAUGGCAGUUGUUGCAGUGUCAGAGGAGAUGUCUUGGGACAAGACAGAAUCAGGAACUGUCUUGUCUGCCUUUUUCUGGGGGUACACCAUGACGCAGUUUCUGGGUGGCUAUCUGAGUGACCGCAUCGGUGGAGACAUUGUCCUCCCCAUAGCAGCUUGUCUGUGGUCCCUGAUCACAUUCUGGACACCACAAGUAGCAUACCUGUCAACAGACAAACACAUGUCUCUCUACAUCGUUGUGCUGUCCCGAGUCCUGUUGGGAGUCUGUCAAGGGUUCCAUUAUCCAGGAAUGACAAGUUUAAUAUCAAGGAAGGUUGUGGAGCAGGAACGAUCUCUCACAUAUAGCUUUAUAGCCUCGGGAUCCCAUUUUGGCACUCUGUUGACAGGCAGUGUGGGAUCUCUCCUCUUAGACCGGUAUGGCUGGCAAAUGCCAUUCUAUUUCAUUGGUCUGUGUGGUCUGGGGUGGAUGUUGAUGAUGAGAUACUGUCUUGUAAACCAUCAUAGGAAAAAAUAUAUCAACCUACAUUUACAUGACGGGUCUGGGUACCCAGACAAAACAAAAGAAGUACAUGGAGUUCCAUGGAUCACAUUAUUUACAAAAGCUGCAUUCUGGUCAUUAAUUGUAGGCCACUUUUGUGAAAACAAUGCAUUUUACAUCCUCUUGUCAUGGCUGCCCACAUAUUUUCAUGAAAAUUUCCCCACAGCCAAGGGAUGGGUGUUCAAUGUAGUGCCUUGGGUCGUCACAAUACCCAGCUCUAUAUUCAGUGGCUAUCUAGCAGACAAGAUGAUUUCAUCAGGUUACUCAGUGACAUUUGUGAGGAAGCUGAUGCAGUUCAUUGCCCUCGGCGGCACAGCGCUGUUCCUCGUCAUCAUCACAUACACCACAUCGUACGAGGCGGCGCUCACCUGCAUGGCCCUCUCUGUCUGCUGCUGUGGCUUCCACAACAGUGGUAUCCUUGUCAACCCACAGGACAUCGCGCCUAAACAUGCAGGAUCAGUGUUUGGUAUAAUGAACAUGGCUGGGGCCAUUCCAGGUUUCAUAGGAGUAUACAUGGCAGGUCAUAUCCUAGAAGUGACCAAGAGCUGGAGUGCUGUGUUCAAUCAAACAGCUUUGGUCUGUAUAUUUGGACUGAUUGUCUACACCCUCUUUGGUACAGGAAAGAAGAUCAUUUAGACAUCCCCAGCACGUUGAAACAGCAACUGACAUUGAACCAUGGGAGCUAACUUCUCUGAACAGGUGCUUCAAUAUGAGGGAGAUAACCAACCUCUCAAAAACAUUGUCCAUGAUUAUCAGUUCUGACCAGAUUUCUCUAGCUGCUGGAUUCCAUUUCAAGGGAAAGAACUCUGUUGCUUUGAUGUCCUC
Haliotis rubra (blacklip abalone) is the source of this 1527-nucleotide messenger RNA. RefSeq names its product solute carrier family 17 member 9-like. NCBI's taxonomy places the organism in Eukaryota, Metazoa, Mollusca, Gastropoda, Lepetellida, Haliotidae. Gene Ontology annotation, molecular function: transmembrane transporter activity. The record is from RefSeq and is a predicted model, not a curated record. Gene Ontology annotation, biological process: transmembrane transport.